Molecule: messenger RNA, 411 nt
Organism: Colletotrichum abscissum
Lineage: Eukaryota; Fungi; Ascomycota; Sordariomycetes; Glomerellales; Glomerellaceae
Exons: 1
Coding region: 1-411 (136 amino acids)
Source: RefSeq, a predicted model, not a curated record
AUGACGCUUUUCAGCCUCAGGAACCAUGGCGAAAGAAGUCGCAAUCGUAUUCGCCUUCAGCCUUCAAUUACUUCAUUCCGCCCAUCAAAUGCUCGGACGAGAAGAACCAGGUAUUGGCUCCUGGAUGAGCGAUGCUUCAGUGCCGUGACUCCGAAUCCCGGCUCCGUUUGCAGCCCUCUCCGGCGCGCCAACGCAUUCUUCCAGCGCGGGUGUCCCGACUACAUGGUCGGCGAGCCCGUCUCUGCGGCGAGGCUGGGGCAUUCACCGCUGCGGCGCUCGUUGGUGGAACGGUACCGUCAGCCGUCGGCUAUUCCAAUGACUGGUAACCAGCAAUUUCACACCGUCUUUCACUUUCCCCUGAGACCUCCACUGCAGCGGACUUUUGCGUUACAGAUGGGGUACUAUUUGUGA